Messenger RNA from Aspergillus oryzae RIB40, 1221 nucleotides. RefSeq lists its product as uncharacterized. The record is from RefSeq and is a predicted model, not a curated record. NCBI's taxonomy places the organism in Eukaryota, Fungi, Ascomycota, Eurotiomycetes, Eurotiales, Aspergillaceae. The transcript has a single exon. The coding region runs from base 1 to 1221 and encodes 406 amino acids.
AUGUGCUCGAGCAGCACCCCGGAAACAGAGCAGUUCAAGACGCCUAUUGAGUUGUGUCUCCACGACCUGGAUAUCAUCCGCCGUGUGACCUUGCCGGAUCUCAAGGUGAUACGAAUGAUAUCACCGCUAUAUAGACCAAGCAUAAUUCCUAGCGAUGCGUCGGCGUCAUUGCAAGAAUAUCUAGAUUUCUCCCCAAAACAUCUGCUACAACAGCUUCUCGAUAUCGGUUCCAUGGACAGCGACAUCAAAGCAUUGAUUUGGUGUCCAGUUGCCGCUCAUCGGAGAUUGAUGCCAGAAGAGAGAAUCAUUGGCUUUAUCAAGCAACUCAAGGAGUGGAAGAAUACUAUUGGAAUCCUGUUCCACAAGCUUGGUGUUGAUGAGGCGCUCUCGGAGCCCAUUAACUUUGACCUUGCAACUUUAGCAAAUAUUUCAAUCCCCCCACCGCCGCAUGCAAACCUGCCUAGGGACUUUUGCCUCAUCCUCGUGCUCUAUGUCUUUUACCGAACGAGGCUCUCGUGGGCACUAAGCAUUUACAAUGGGGGCGAGAGUGAUCUCGAGCUUGAAACCUAUCAUUUCACUUAUCAGCUGUUGCGAUUUGUAACGACAGCCCUGGAUAGCCCACGACCCUCUUCCGAUGAUCUCCCAUUCGGAUGCGAGGCCCUGCGAGUAGGGCUCUCACCGAUACUCUUUCUAGCUGGGCAGUCCUGUCCGAGGCCAACCUGGCUCCGGUGGAUAUUAUUUGAAUUGGACCGCAGCGGCCGAGAAGGGGUGUGUAAUAGUAAGGCCUUUGCUACGAGCCUCGAGGUCCUGUCUACUCUCGAGAAACGCGUGCGCCGGGAGCCGAGACGACCUGAUGUGGAAUACUUCACCCCGCCACAUCAGCGUGUCAUUUCUGUUAUUUUCCCUGGUUUAAACGGGCGGGGCUACGUCACAUACUAUGCUCAAAUCCGUCCUGGCGAGCAAAUAGAUUCACAGGAAUCUCAUAUCCCCUUGUGUAUCGCCAGUUGGGCAAGUUCUGCCAAUGGUGGUAGACCUGUCGUAACUACCUGUGAUGGGACGGAUGUUCCCUUCAGCGAAUGGGUCAUGGAUCGGCCUCUAGUGAAGGAGUGGGCACAAUGGUUGACAUUCUCCGAGUUUGAUCUUACACAGACGCUUCAUGAUCACAUCAAUGGAAGUCGUCUUUUAGUCGACCGUGAUAAGGUGGCUGGUAGUAAGUGGUAA